This is a messenger RNA of Xyrichtys novacula (pearly razorfish), 39520 nucleotides long. The record is from the annotation of a GenBank genome assembly. NCBI's taxonomy places the organism in Eukaryota, Metazoa, Chordata, Actinopteri, Labriformes, Labridae.
UGAAAGAUACUCAUCAGUUAAUUUUAUUAGUAAGUAGGACAUUUCUAAAAGCAAGCAUUUCUGAAUGAUACAGUCGGAUAAACAAAUGCAUAAAUUAGCCUCUAACACAAGACAAGCCACGUAGCUGAAUGCUAACUUAAACUGUACAUGCCCAGCAGCAGGUGCUUAUAUUCAACAAUAAAUCACAUGUUAGCUAACAACAAUUCAUCAUAGAAAGUAUCCUUACCAUAAAAAAUGCAAAUGUCUUCAAAGAAAGGCUUUUGAAUCCAAAUGAAGGCAGCAGAUAGUGAGAAUUAUCACCACUGCUUCAGUCACUCAAGUUAAUAACUUUUUUCACACAAAAUAAUUAUUUUGUGUGCACAAGAUCAAAUUAAUCUCAUCUGAAAGCUCUGCACUAUCCCACAUCUCUCAGGAAUCUUUUCAUCCUUUCGUCCAACAGCUUGGACCAGUCAGAGGAACAGCAGGAGAGCUUCCUCAAACAGCUGCCCAAACGGUGCCUGUUCCUGGCCUACGAGGACCCCUACAGGAGGUAUGUGGGACAAGCCAGUUUGUUGUGUGCACAACCUGCUGGUGGAUGAUUGCAUUGUAAAUAUAUCCAGCUCCAUAAAUCCAUUAGCUCUGUGCCAGUGUAUUUGUGUGUAUGUCCUCAGGGAGCUGGAGGCCAUGUUUAAUGUGGAGGAGCUGCCCACAGUGGUGGUGCUGCGUCCCGACUGCUCCAUCCUUGCCCACAAUGCAGUGGAGGAGAUUCUCUGCCUUGGCCCAGACUGCUACCGCAACUGGCAGGAAGCAGCAGAGAUCAUUGACAGGAACUUCAUGAUCAACGAGGACAUUGGACAGAAGCCUAUGUGCAGCCUGAGGAACCCUGUUAGAAAACUGAAGUACAAGGUGGAGAAUGAGAAGAAGAAAAAGAAGUGGAAAAAAUGCAGUGGGUGGGGAGGAGGUGGAGAGGCAGAUGAGGAAGUGAGCAAAAAUGAUGUAGGAUCACUUUUUUGAUUUCUUAAGUGUUUCCUUUUUUCAGUGUAAAGGAAAGUUAGAGCGCUAAUGAUACAGUGAUACCUGCACUGACUCAGAGGACGGUUUUAAUACUGAAAUAAACCAAGAAAAGUUUCAGCAAUCAGUGUUUUUCCACAAAUAUCAGGCAUACAGGAGCUUGUCCAAUAUGGCAUCUAGGGGUGGUCCAGCCCCCAUAAAAAUCUGACUCGCCUGCCCCAAGCUAUAGUUAUAGUUAUAGCAUAUAUGCUUUGUCAGAGGUGAGGCUAAAUAAUUUUAUUAUUAAUAACAUUUAUAGACCACCUUUUAUGAGUAGACAUCAGAAAAAGAUAGAGAAAGACAAUAAAACUUAUCUUGAGGUCAACUGUAAAGUCAUGUAGUGACAUGGUGCUCCAAAGUCAUCUUUGUCUUUGCUUACCCUGACCCAUCGCAGCACAUUUCUGUAUGUCAGUGCUUUAAAUUAAAAAUUUGGAUGGCAUCCUCUAUUUAAGGCAUCGUGAAAUUAAGCAUAGAAGAUUUACUUAUUUCCACCCUUUGUUACCAGGGGAUUCCACUGGAUCCAGAAUGGCUCCACUCCGGACCGGCAAGGGCAUCAAAUACGCAAGCACAUAGCAUGUUUCCCCAUGAGACAUUAAAUAAAAUCCGCUGAUCAAUGUAUAUAAAUGGUGGUAUAUAUAAACACCUGAAUCCCACAACCCUGGCCUCUCCUAUUAUCAAGCGAAGAACAGUUCAACGUAUUGAUUUUCUUUUGUUUUGAAAAUUAACCAGAUAUUUUACUCUGUAGCUGCAUACAACUUUCGCUGCUGCUUGGGCUGAGCUGCACCGAAUUGAUGCCGUGUGCUGCAGCCUUGCGUAUCUGAUCUGGCCGCCAGAGCCGAUCUGCAGUGGAGCCAGGCGGCCCAUUAGAUUAUAAAGUAACAGAAAUUAUACUAUAUACCUGGUGUCGUAUUUUAAUUCAAGUUGUAGUCAAUAUGAUUGAUGGAGAUAGAAAAGGUCCCAAAAAAAUCUAUAUUCAGUCUCUCAGUUAGGCCACCACAUCAAAAAGUCUGGAUACGCCCCUGCUCCCAGGUACACUGGUUCAACAAAUGGUAUCCGAAUUGGUAAUGGGUUGAAAAAAGGGAGUGAAACACCUCCACCUCCGGUAUAAGUGUGUGUGGAUAUGCCAACAACCAAUAAAAAAGAAUGUAAAACACUUUCCAAAGGAACACUGGAUGCUGCCAACCAAUGCUGACCUCAGCGUAGCAUUAGCUUUAAAUGCUGCCAAGUACAGUCAAGCCAAGCUUCUGCCCGAGCCAAGUCUUCGCCAUUAUGGCUUGUUUUACGACACCCAGGAGAUUAUUCGAAACCAUUUUCCCAUUUUCAACAACACGCAGCUCUGUAAUGCAAUGUGCUUUUUUUUUUUUUUUACACAUGAUAAUUGGUACCAUCCAAUCAAAACACACACAUGCAUAAUCUGAAAUCAAUGAAUUAUUCAGCACCAUUAAAAUAAUUUUGUUAGUGACUGUUGAGCUUUGAGUGUUUAUGAAGUCUAGUUCUGCUUUACAGGCUGCACAAGAAGCAAUCAGAGCUAUUCAAAGGGAGUCAAGUGAAAUUAUGGAGAAACUGGCUUUUCUCCAUAAUCAGUGAUUUCCUUCUUCUUUCAUACUAACGGCUGUUUAGCCUUUGCACACUUCCUCAUACAUGUAAACUGCAUAAAUGGAGCUUUUAUCGGAUCUUCUCUUGCAUCAUUUCCUGAUCUCUAAAAAGACUAGAAGAAGGGAUUUUACAGCCUGUUCUCUUCUGACUGACCUGAGCUUUAGUGCUGCCAUUACUCCUUGAACACAAAUAGGAAAAGCAGUGGAGUGCUCUUUUUGCAUUAUAGCAGAAAUGACUGUAAUGGCCAUAGCAGAUGGGGUAAAAAUACAGAGCAAAGACAGAUGAUGAAAGCAGGGUGUUGUCAGUUGUCAUCAAGGUGUGACUGGUUGAUAGGUAGGUUUGGGAAGGUUUUUAAGUGGCUCAAACAUGAUGAUUUAUGCCAAAGGAUUCAUAAAAAUGUGUCAAAAAUAGGCUGAACAAAGACCAAAUGAAGGUUGAUAAAACACAAAUGGCUUUGCUGCUCCUUAAAAAGCUGGACCCACACUCGGGCUGUUCUUCCUGUAAAAGGACACAGAGGCCUCCAUAAACAUGAGCCUCUGUUUAUUCUAUAUUCCCUCCUUUUGCCUGCACAGCAGCUUAUUGUUGCUCACUCAGACAAACCUUGAUAAUAUAGUAGAAGCCCCUUCCCUCCCUGCCUCUCUCUCCUGUCCCUGCACACGUACACACGCGCUCACAUGAACUCACACACGAAGGCACACGCACGCUGCGCGCUCUCGAGUGCAGAACGCGCAACAAGCGGAGCAGCGGAUGGAGAGAGAGAGUGGGAGAGAAAGAGAGAGUGUGUGUGUGUAUGUGUGAGAUAGAGAGAGAGAGAGAGAGAGCGCCAGAAGAAGAGGAGGAGAGAAGGACGGAUGCAAGGCGGGGACAGGAGCGGAAAAACCUUAUCUCUCCUGCUCGUUCAGCUGUUGUCUUUUCAAUUCUUUAGCGCAGCAUCCUUUUGGAAGUCGUGCUUGAGCUUUUUCACUUUAAAAAAAACCCUGGUCCAUCCCCAUGUCCGCCCUGAUGUGCUGCUGCGCCUCAUCACGAUUCCUCAAGGAUACGAAAAGCUGCUGUUCUCACGUCGACGCUAUUUUCAAAAAGAGGCAAGGAUGUAACACGGGAAGCGUCUGAUCAGCGAUGACAAACGUUAACCGGGCUUGAUGAGCUGUAAAAAUCGUCGGAGCGAGGCGGAGCAGCGCGAGACUGCGCGUUAAUUUACGCCUAAUUGUUGUUUUCGCCUGUGAUCGUGUAUUUCCCCCCCAUCCAUUCAUUGAACCAUCGGAGCUGUGAGGCCUGCAGCCCGUACCAUCUCUGGGCAUGAAACCCGUGGGAAUUAUGAUUCCGACGUGACGCACAGUCACACACACACAGCGCAGCGGGGGAGACAUCGAGCCUUGACAGGACGGAGGGAGGGUGUGAGGUCCAGCCGAGCAGAGAGCCGAUCACAGGAGGUAGAGGAGGAGGAGGAGGACGCCCAGUUGUUGUUGGACACUAAUGACUGCUGAAUAGCCCUGCAGAAUUAUCACAUUGAAUAUUUCUUUUUUUGAUGCAUCGGGCGGAGAGGAGCAGGAGAAAGGGAGGAGUGUACAGUGGGUGCGCGAGGGCGCGGAGAGACGGGAUGCGGGAGACGCAGUAAGGAGGAGGAGGAGGACGAGGGAAAGCGGAGGAUUGACGGUAAGAUAUGGAUAUAGGCUAUGGGGAUGCACCCCGCCCCUCCUCUCUCUCUCUCUCUCUCUCUUUCUCUCUCUCUCUCUCUCUCUCUCUCUCUCUCUCUCUCUCUCUCUCUCUCUCUCUCUCUCUCAAAGGUGCCCUGCUCCUUUGCUGCUGCUGCUGCUGCUGUCAGUGGCCAUUUGAUCACUGUGAGACAGGGAUCUGAUGAACUGCUGUUGCUGCCCGGGCCUCUUACCUCUGGCUGCCAUUAAAAGCUGGGUCAGUAGUGUAGGAGUGCGCCCUGAAAUAUUCAUGGGCACGUGACGAGUCUCCUUUGGGCCUCGGAGGAGGCAUGCAGGGAGAAAAGUGGCAUAAUGACUCAGGAGGGUCCCACGCUGGCCCACAUCAGGGGUCUGUCACACAAGAGGGGCUGAGUUACGUUGAAUGUCACACACGCACGCACACACACCUACAUUGCAGUGUUUGGUGUGCUGCAGUAAAACACAUAAACACCACAAAGGGAUGUGCAUGCAAGGUUCAAUUGAAUUUUUGCAGGUUUGCGGGGGGGGGGGGGGGUGAAGAGAAUAAAAGACUAUUAUCGAUAUUUCAGAGAAGGGAUGAGAGGGGGAGGACAGGGGGCAGAGAAAGGAAUGAGAGAGAGAGGCAGAGGAGAAGACAGAUAAAUGGAAGAGGGGGCGAUAGGGAGGAGAGGUAGAAAAGACAGGACCCCUGCUUUCCUGAUACAUUUAUAACCUUGAGUGUGCCUGUGUCUGUGCGUGUGUUUGUGCGUGUUCUUGCAGGUAUUGAUUAUGUGUUAUUCAUGUGUCUUAUUCAUAUGAACAGCAUACAAAGCAUUGUGCAUUGUGUGGGAGAAAGAGCAGGAUGAACCAGGCUGAUUGAUGAAGCUGGAAUAUUUGUGACCUCUUAUUUUAUUAAGGUGACUCACCUCUUCAUGCAUGUGUGUGUGUGUGUAUUGCAUGUGCUUAUUGCUGCCCACACUGUGCAUAUUAGAUGGAACAAGAAAGAGCAAAUGUACCAAGAUUUGUUUCUAUGUUGGGAUCAUUUAUUUUAACCACUGAGGAGAAAAAAGAAUACAGAUUUGUUAAAAUCAUUCGCUCGUUUGAGACACAAACACACACAAUCAUACAAUUACUCACACAAACAGGCAAGCACAGCGCAGAUAGACUUUUAGGUCAUUUAACUUGUAAAAUGCAACACAUUUGUCUCAGUUUUAACUGGACCACUGCACUCCAUGUCCGUACGCAUCUGUCAGACACACUGAGUCAGUCGGCCUGCUUUAUCUGUGAGCAUCUAUUCAGGCCUGCUCACAUCAGACUUAUCAUUGUAAUUUCAAAAUUACAAGACAUGGUAUCAGUCAUCAGCUUGACUUUCCUCUCAUAAUGUCAAUUAUGCAAGGUGGUAAAGAUAGCAAAGAUUUUUAUUGUUCAAAAAUCAAGCAAUCAACAAUUAUUUGUCUGUAAGAUAUAACCAGGAUGUCAAUCAUGACUCCGUCUUUAAAACAACAAAAAUCCUUAUACUGCUUGAGCCCAUUGUCCAGCUUCCUCCAAACAAAAGCUGCUGGAUGCACUUGGCUCCGCUCUGUCACACCUCAGUUUAUGAUCCCUGAAGUACAUUUUGUCAAAUUUAGAGAACAAAAUCCUGCCCUGUGUCCUCCAGUUUUUCCUCCUGACACAUUGAAACAGCUCAUGUUUUAGUCACAGGUUCUGCUGACACACAAAUCAUAUGAAAUACAAAGUGGCAGCACAGGUUGUGUGUGACAAGAGAUGAGACAAGAGGCGGAUAUGCCUUUCCAUGGUUUAUUGAGAGUGUGUUUUAAAGCCGACUGAGCUGUUUUUAGCUGGAAUUUUUUCGAAAUAACCCCAGCCUAAACAAGGCAAUGUUCCUUUAUAGUAAACUGAUGCAUUUAUUUAAGCCACAGAUAAUGCUCACAACAUGACAGCAUGCAUUCAGGCAGCAUCACACAAGUCAUAUGUUACAUAAAUGUGUAUGUGUCAUGUUUAACAGUAGCAGUCCAUUAUGAAUAAUGAAUUAUCCCCGAGACAUUUGGUUCACUUCACAUAUUGGAAUUCACAUUUUCCAGGAACAGCAGCAUCUCUUUGACCUUUACAGCAGCGUUUCCUGCUGUUUUAUUGUGCACACUACGAGCGACGUGUCAGGGUUAGUCACUGUGACAAAAUGUACUGUUUGAAAAAGGAUGAAUGACUCUAUCAAAAACCUGUUAAACAGCAGCUCAAUCCUACACACCGUUAUGGUCAUUAAAAUAGAUCUUCAUGUUUUUACUCCUGCAUUGGGAGGAACUACAUGGAUGAAAUCUUUCAUCGCAUUAAAUCAAUACAGUGAAAUGUGCUGUCUUGAUCUUCCUGUCAAGUCUUUGUUGAAGAAAUUACACAGAAAUAUAUAUUUCCACUUGAUCUCCUGAACACCCCAAAAAUAAGGUUAAAAUAGACAUAUUAUCAUCACAUUAAUGCAAAAGUAAACUCAUACUCACUAUUUUCAUAAAGCAGAGAUACCUGCGUUAGCUUUAAGACACGUUUCAGCUGAUGGCUCACAUAUAUUUAUUCGACAGUGUGGUGAAAAUAAAAAUAUCAAAGGUUAAUUAAGGAGUUCAAUAAAGCUGACAUAUCAGAAAACACUGCAGUCCUAUAGCUGAGCUUGAAAAAGCCACACAAAUGAGAACAGACAACCGAACACAAAAAAGACAAAUUUACAGACAAUAAAGAGGGGUCUGUAAUAAAAGACACUGUGACUGUCAGAGUGUUUGAAUUUUUUUUUUUUGCUAAAACUUAACAGACUUGCCCGAUCAUAAUUAACAUAAUUAACAAUAUCUUAUUGUUUGAAAUACUGAUUCUGAUUGGUCAUUACUGCACAGCACAGAUCUGUUACUCCUCAUCAAGACACCGUUGCUAUAGAUACAUCUCUAAUUGCUUACAUCUGAAAGAGGUCUGCUUAAUAUGAUGUUUUUUUUUACUGUGGGAAAACAGAAAAGACACAAAUGAGAAAUGGCAGGAGGAAAGACAGAAAUUGAGACUACAGUACAGAAUUCUAGAAAAAUCAAAGACGCCCUGUGAGGAGCCUUGAUAGGACACGAUAUGGGACACAGUCUUUUACAAGGACUGAUAAAUGGAAAGAAAGUGUGACAGACUCCGAGGGUGACAAGGCAGAAAUUUCGAUCAGAUGCUGCGCUGAUUCAUGUGACCUUGUUCAACUCGCUUUACUUCACCAUCAGUGGGAAUGUUCAGUGUCAUGUGAGUAAUAACAGUUAAGUUUACUUAAUGUAAGAAAUGACCAGGUUGAUGAGGAAAAUGAAACUACUGUGGCAGUAGCUUAGGAGGUAGAACAGUCGUCCAACAACUGAAAGGUUGGAUGUUCUAUUCCCCCCUAUCCCUAGUCUGUCCGUUGUGUCCUUAGGAAAGAGACUUUACCUACCUGUCUCCCAGUCUGUGUCCUCCGCUAGUGUAUGAUUCAUACGUUGCCUUGGAUGAAAGUGUCUGCUGAAUGACAUUGUAAUUUGUAAUUGAAAAUUGAGAAACCCUUGGUAAACAGUCUGUUAAAUUCAUGGUUUUUGCUGCAGUAAUAGUGAUGAUUAACUCAUUUCAAAACCAAUGUCUAGUGUGAAAAGAUUUACUUAUUUAGUUAGUAGCUAUGCAAUAAAUGGGAUAACAUGUAAAGGUCAGGAUGUCAUAGCAGAUUGGAACCCUCCAUUUUGUAUUGUGGUCCUGCUCAUCUUGCUAGGACCCAACCAAAUGUAACAACCUGUUCAUAACAGGCCUUCAUGAUUGCUAACUUAAAGAUGCCCUAAUAUGGCAUUUUUCAUCAAGAUUAAAUCAGUCCCAGAGGUCCCACAAUAGUAAAUUUGAAGUUUGUUGUCUAAAACACCAGUUUAUUCGUGGAUAUCAGUCAGUCUGUAGCCCCUUCUUUUUGAGCUCCACUGAGAACGGGCUGAUACUGCGCCUGUACCUUGAAAUGAUAAUGAGCUGUGUGUAACCACACUCUUCCUCUUCCUUGGUCUGGAGAUCUUCUGAGGACCUCUUCAGAGGACCUAUAGACCACUGCAGCUGGAAGCACCAGCCUGCCUCCGUGCCCACAAGGAACACCUACUGCUCAUGGGAAUGAAAGUAAAUAGAAGUGAGUCCGAAGUUGAAGACCAACGAAGGUAAACUUUGGACUAGUACUUUGCAGCCAAAAUACUAGUCAUAUGGGCGGCGGUAAAGCAACAUAAAAUAGUAAAUCUUACAGCUUCCACGUUUGAAGUUGGGUCUCCGAUACGGACAGUCGAUAAGGAUCCCAGUAUUAUCUUCAGCUUCUUAAGGAAUCCUGCUUUAAACUGCCCCACAGUAGUAAAACAGUCAGUGGUGAAAUGGUUAGCAGACACGUACAACAUUUUCAGAGUCGUGGGUACAUUUCCAUCAAAAAUAAAAUGAAUCCACUGGGUCCUCAAAUCUUCAUACGAGGAGGCAGAAAUAGACUCCUGUCUUCGUUUGUACAGCCAAGAACCACACAACAACAUGGUUGCUGUACCGGAGCGGUGUAUGCGAGGGGAAAAAAAUGGCGGACGCUACCUCAGCAAAGAAGUUUCAGAGGGCUGGGCUAAUAAUUAUUGUGGUGCUGCUACCAACAUGUAGGAGGGUCUUAUGCGGUUAUGUCGUCAUAACAGCAUAAGCUUUUCCAUUUGCCCGUUUGCGCUCAUGUUUUCAGAAAGGAGGGUUAAGCAAGAGAGGGAGAGAAUGAAAUUUUUUUUUGCCAGGGUUGGGGGGGGUGUAUCGGCAUUCAAGGGGAUGCAUAUUAUUGUUAGAAAACUACACAAAAAUGGAUUAGUCAUAAUAGGGGACCUUUAAUCAAUUCAUUCAUUUUGUAAUGCUUAUUUUGGUCUGGGAAAUCAAUGUGAUUCAUAAAAUUUCAGAAUACAUUAAAUUACUAAAUUAAAAAACAAUUUAAUAAGACUUCAUUUCUUGAUUUUGUAGCAUCUGGGGGUUUUAAAACUUCCCAAAUAUAACUCAUUGAAUCAUACUAACAUCUCACUGAUUGUGACUUACAUUUAACUGAAUCCUCAAAAUUUAGAGUAGUGAAAUAGUGUUGGUCCAGUCAGCUGAAUAACAUCAACCUGCAUUAACAAUCAUUAUAAGUAUAGAAACGUCAUACUGGUAUAAAUAAAUAGUUCAUUAAAGUGACAUUAAUGUCAUGAACUAAGAGCAAUCAUAGAGUGUAGGCACAAUGUUCAUGUCACUCUGUGGCCGACUUUCCAAGACUUAGACUCUGUCCUAUCUUUUAAGACCUUAGAUCCAGACUGCGUCACAUUUUCUCAGUUCUGCGUCAUAUUGUAUGGGGAUCGAGGUAAAAACGGUGCUUGCUCCUGAAAAGAUUCUCCCUGAGGAAGUGCUUAUGGGGCACUAAGACAGGUGAGCUUUUAGCACAGUGAGAGUGCUGAGGGCAGGAUUACGAUCCUGCUAAAUAUGUGAGGAAACUUAUCAAUGUUUAAUCAGCCUUCCAACAGUCUGUAAUAGAGACUCAGUUCUUUAGCUGAAAGGAAAUCAAAAGACUUCUCACGCCAAAAACCUCCUCACAAACUAUCUCUGCCUGCCUUCUGUAGUGGAGAAAUUCACAUGAGUGAAAACGUGAAAACGGGGAGGACUUUUUGCUCAUUUGACCUUUGGUGUACUUGCUUCAUAAUGUAUGUUAUCAUCCUUUUAGCGGCAGAUGACUUUGAAAAUGUCAUGUAAAAAUGAUGUGGAUAUAUCUAGAAGCAAUUUACUCCCAUUUCCCUUCUACAUCACAAACUGCAGAGCUCUCAGGAUCGUCCAACGCACGGCUCUGAACUCGACCCUGAGUGUCUCCUGUGUCUCUGGCUGCAACAAGAGAGUGAUUGACAGAGGGCGACACCUCAGCUCCCGUGAGCCCAGCAUCGACCAGACAAACAUACAGGCACUAAAACCCUGUAAGUGGCUUUGACUGUGGCGUGUAGGCCUCAGCCCUGUGGGAGCUUCAGAGGUCAAUGUGAUGGUGGUCCCAGAGGGCACAGCGGAGUGUGUUUUAAAAUCCUAUUUUCAGCUUAAAAUAUCACCCACAGUGUUGUUAUUACAGACAUGUUUCCAGCAAUAAGGCCAUUCUUCUCGCCGUGCUGUCAGAAGUCCAAUCUCUCUGUCUCGUCCUCAGCUCUUGAUUGCUCUCUGUUUCCAUCACUCUCUUUUUUUACACACACACACACACACACACACACACACACACACACACACACACACACACACACACACACACACACACACACACACACACACACACAUUCAUUCUUCCAUUAGGAACCUAACACUACAAGGCUGUUUUGUCACUUUGUGCUUCAUAGCAAUCUAGCCUCGGGCACUGAUAGCUCUCUGACCAGAAGAGGGGGAGGACUUUCUGUCUCUCUGUCUCUCUGGAUCUGUUGAUUUUAUUGUCUCCACCUCUAACAGUGUGAGUCUUUGUACCUGACUGGAUUUCACAUCAGUUUGAAUGAUUUCCAGCAGACUGACUUUAAUGGCUUUCAGGUAUCAUUUGCCUCCCGCAGCAGUGAGUCAGUCUACUCUCUUUUUUAUUUAUUGCUCAAAUUUCUGUGCGGCCAAACCACACAGGAGUAAUUCAGCAGACUCAUGUUUGACAUCUCUUCCAAUUAGGUCUGCUGGCAAAGAUUUCUUUCAUUUCUGAUUGUCUGCUGAUUAUUUUUGAUUAACUGGUAAACUUUCCCCCACAAAAAAUGUCAUAAAUGUUUUCAAAUGUCACAGCAAAUUCCCAGAGCCUUCAGGGAACUUAAUUGUUUUGUCCUGCUGUCUGCCAAAAAACAAAACAAAUUAAGUUAAUAUUGAUGUAAUUGAAAGAAAAAACAGAAACUCUCCAUGUUUCUAAAGCCGGAUUUAGCGAACAUUAACAAAUUUUGCUUCAAAUUCAGUCCAAUUCAAAAUGCUUUCUGGGCAUGGAUGAAAAAGUAACAAGAGGAAUAAAUGUCAAUUGAUGAGCUGAUUGCAAUGGUGAGAAAACAAGAAAAAAACAUUCCUCUUGUAUUACUUUAUAAAUCACUUACCCCUGAUCCAUGACGGUGUAGAGUUAAACUGAGUUCAAACCCACAUAACUGUGCUAAGAGCCUGAAGAUUAGGAGAUACUGAAUAUGUCAGGCUGAAUUUAGCCUUAUUUAGCCUCACACUCCCAAGAGGAAUUUUAACAACCCUAAAGCUACUGAAAGGAGCAGAAAGAGAAAGUCUGUUUGUCAGGGGAAUUUAAAAAUAAUUACAUCUAAAUCAUCUAAUAAAUCACUAUUAACCCUGCUAGAUACAUGCAGAUUAACACUGCUUCUUUGUGCAUACUGUAAGUGCACACGUAUACAUUAAAGCCUGUGUGUGUUUCAGUGUGUGUGUGUGUGUGUGUGCGUGCAUGUGUGUGUGUGUGUGUAAUGUAUUUCACUCCAGGCUCUCUACUUACACACUCUCACUUAGCGACUGCAGCUCCUCCAAGUAGGCCGAGCGCUGGCCCGGGGCUGGAUUUUGGUUGUAGGCAGGGAGCAUGGUGCUGCGAACAGGGGGGACCGGGUGUGUGGCUUUGUCAAGGCCCAUCAGUGUCCUUGCUCUACUUACUUUGCAUCAACACUUAAGGGUGAGUGUGUGUGUGUGUGUGUGUGUGUGUGUGUGUGUGUGUGUGUGUGUGUGUGUGUGUGUGUGUGUGUAUGUAUGUGUGUACUUUGUGUGCUAGAGAGAGAGAGAGAGGGCAAUAGGGGGCAAGCAAAAGAACAUGCUGCCAUAAGGGUUUUGGAUGAGAUGAGACACAUAGUGUGCGUGUGUGUCAGUGUGUGUACAUGAUAAAAACGGAGAGGUUCUCAUUCUGUUGACUCUUUUAUGCACUGUGUUUAGUGUGAGUGUGUGUGCAAAUUUGUGUGUGUGUGUGUGUUUCCCUGGUCCUGGGGCUUUCAUUACAGUCUUGUUGGUUCAGUAGACUUAAAAGAAAGCAAAAGGUCUCUCGUCUCUCUGUCUUAUGUGCGUGCGUGGAGGUGUGUCUUUCUGUGCGUGUGUGUCAAUGUGUGAGAGCAGGCCCAUGUUUGAGCUCAAGUCUUUGAAAGCAUGUUGGACAUUUGUUGAGAAGUGACCUAAAUCUGUCUGCCAUCAUUACCUAACAAGAAGAUGGAGAGAAAAGCAAGUCUCAAAUAAACACACGCACACAUAUGUAUCUGUAAACACACACAUGCAUCCUGACAGACGUAAACACAUACACACACACACACACACACACACUGAAGACCAUCAAGCUGUGUACGCUCUGGAGCAGCAGAUUGGAAUGAUUUGCAGGAGAGAAAUAAAUGUAAUGUAAUGAAAUGAUGCUGUACAGCCUUCGUUCCGCCUUCUGUUCAGGGUCCAGAGUCCAUUCUUUAGACUGCAGAGUCCAAAAAGUCGUAUUUCUGUUGUUUUCUAAUUACAGACACACAUUUCUUCUUUUUUUAUUAAGGGGCACUGUUUUUGUCUAUUUUCAAUGAGUCACAUUUCUGCUCAGUGCUUAUUAUUUCACCACAUACCUUCAUUCUUACUGAGAAGUAAAGUCUGCACUGUUUUGUUACUGAGAGGUCUUUUAUUUUCAGUCAUAUUUUUGUUUUAGAAGUAAAAUAUCUUUUCUGUUUCUUAUUAUGGAGUCAUAUUUCUGUUGCUGUCUUAUUAAUAAGUCAUAUUUGUGUUAUAUUCUUUUCAAGAAAUCAUAUUCCUGUGGUCUUUGAAAUAAGUCUUUUCUCAGAGCUCUUACUGAGGAGUCAUUUUUCAGUUAUGCUCUUCUUAAGGGGUCAUAUUUCCAUUGUACACGUAUACAAGAAUCUUUUUGUGCUCUCACAAAUGGAUCAUAUUUCUGUUUUGUUGCUCAUUUGAAUGGUUAUUAGUUCUUGUGGGUUUUUUAUGCGUUCUAUUUUCAAAGUGAGUCAUAUUUCAGCUGUAUGAUUGAGGGCUGAAUACAGAUUUUUUUUUUUUACAAUAGGAAUUUGGUAGGAAUGACAUGAAUUAUGUGGACACACACAAGAGUGAGUAUUAUUUUUUCACAUUUUUUUUCGACUUGUAUUAAAUUGAGCUUAAACAUUUACAUUAACCCACUGAGCAUUUUUUUUUUGUCUAAAAUAGGUCUAAUAAAUGUCCAAAUGUAGCCUAGACGACUGGUCUAAAAUCAGGCUAUCACAGGUCUUAAAAUGAAAGUUUUUUUACACUUGUAAAUUUAGACCAAGUUUAGGGUUAGGGUAAGCCUCAAUCUGGGCUAUAUCUAUACUACACUGUAUAUUGCUCAAUGGCUAUCAUAAUUAUUUUGGUUAAGUACUUGGAGAUCAAUUAUGCAACUCAGUUGCUUUUUGAAAUAAAUAGUUAUUGAAUAAUGGGUUAAAGUGCCAUGUCUAAAUUUGGUCUGAAAAUAUACAGAAUCUAGAUGGUUAAAAUAAGGUCCAAAAAAAAAAACUAGAAGUUUAAUAGCCAUCUGUUGCACAGUGGAAAACUGCUAUACAGGUGACAUACAGUAUUUCCAUGUUAAACAUUUCACUGUAGAAAAACCAUAAUAGGGUGGUGAUGUUUAUAUCUCAUAAAUUUAAUAUUUCAAUACUUAACAGAGGAUGUGUCUAUGUGAAAAGGCUUCCUCAUGCAUUUUCACCAGACCCAUUUUUCCUACAGCACCUUGAUUACUCCAAAUGAGUUCACCUGUGCCUGCCUGAGUGAGUGAUCAGUGUGGAGCUCCUCAGUGUGUUUUCCCAGUAAACUUAGUCAAUCCUUAAUCUUAAUAUGAGUUUGCUUUCAUUUAAUAUUAGUAGGUAUAUAUUUUGAGUUUCCACUUUAAAAUGUUUAAUUAUCUGGUAUUUUGUCAUGUUUAGUGGGAUUUGCUUCUCCUGGUUUCCCUUUCACUCAAUUGUUUUCGAUUUAGGCGGAGCCAGGGUACAUUUUAAAAGAGCGCCAGUCAUGUCCAGAAGAAGUGUGUGGUUGAUAAUGGCCUGCUGUGAGGCUGGGUUUUUCCCCCCCCUUUGUUAGACCUUUAGUUUAGUCGCUUUUGUUGGUUCCUUCACAUUUUUGAUUAAUAAAACAACCACCUCAUUGAGACCUGACUGUUGUUUUUUCAACCUUUGGUGCUCCACCCCAUGUUUUAGAAGGACACAGAAAUCCCUCUUUUGGUAGACUUAAAAAAAGUGUAUUUCUACAUUGUCUACAAAGGCACAAUCAAGAAAAUACACUAAAUUAGAUUUUUUACAGGCAGGCUGUUGCACCUAUACACUAUCUAAAACAGGGCUGUAGUGUUUUUAAUAUCAACUUGUGGUCUCUGAGGAGGUGUUAUAAUGCUAGACGAUGGGGUUACCACACUGGAAAUGCUGACUCAAUCUUACUUUCAUUUUGCCUGGUACACAGCCAAAAUGGGGGGUUUGUCAGCUUGUCGGCCUCUUUUUUAGACAGCUAUAUUUCUCUCGAUGUGGGUCAAUGCAGCGAAGCCCUUUACGCAAAACUAUACACAACUCCAGGCUGUAAUGUCUUCCAAAAUCACCCCCUGGAGAUUAUGAACAAGUAGAGAUAUGAGAAACUCAGACAAAAAUAGUUUUUGUACCAGGCUGCAAACAUCUUAAUUUUUCUUUUUUCUUUUUUUUCACAUCAGGGAAACAAGGGCUAAUGAAAAAAGCCUGAAAGGACACCUGAAGAGCUGCACUUUUUUCCUGUACUUCCACUUUUGCUUCAUUCAUUGAAAUGCAGAGUUUGACAUUUGUUUUUGACUCAACUCAAAGGGCAUUUUCAAAAUCUACACUCUCUCUACACACUUCCCCUUGAUUUGCAUGCCAUGAUGAGGGUCUUCAACAUUGAGUACCAUCUCAAAUCUCUAAGUGUGGGGCGAUAGUGGAUUGCUGGACCUUUCAACAGCAAGUCUGCAUAGAUGCUGACUGUCUGACCAAUUGUAUCCGAGUGUAUUAUUUGCCUAAGGACAUGCUCUAUAAAUCUAAGUGUCUGUGUUGUAACCUGCACAGGCGUGAAUUGCUUUCAUCAAAAUGAAAAUUGAUUUUAACCUCAUGCAGAAAUUAAUUUGAUUAUAUGCAGUAGACUGAAAAUAAUACCUCUAGAAAAUGCCAUCUAAGAAAAUGUGGAGGGAUUUUUUUGUGAGUCUCAGUGGUUAUUUAUUCAAACUAUUUAUAAUCUGUGUGACAUGUUACCAUAGCUACAUAAAGAUUUUGUUUUUAGGAAAGUGAGGGGAAAUUGUCUGAAGGCCUGCAGCUGUACCUAAUCCCUCUGCUGCUGUGGGUGAGAUUUCAAAUGGAGUGCAACACUUCUGUCCACUGUUGUGGGAGUGGUUUGAGAGAGGACCAGUGUUUGAUUUAGAUGUGAGUACCUGCCUCUGAAAAGGCAAAUAGCCAAUGAUAGUUGAGAAGUUUGGAUUACCUUGGGUGAGCAGUUUUUUUUCCAAGGGGGCCAGCCACCCCUGGCUAACCCUCUGGACACACCCUUGGCAUCAGAAGACAGAGUCUGGUGGUAUUCAGUUUAAGCUACAUGCUGUAUUUAAACUGAUCUUAUGGAAAGGAAGGUGAUUCCUGGUGUGAUCUCAUUAUGAAAAUGAUUGAAAGAGUCUCAUUUUUAGUCUCUCCUUGGUUUUCAUAUCCAGUGUCUGAAAACUCCUCAUUGUUCAGUUGCUCUCUGAUCGCCUGCACCUGCAGUCAGCUGUUUACCUUGUUUCCCUGCUGAGGAAGAGAUCCGCUCCAUGAAAUCAUUUAUUCAGGAUUACUGGAAAGUGGCCUGAGCUCUGCCUGUCACUGUGUGCAUGUGUGUGUUGGAUGUGUUUGUGCAUGCAGUGUGUAGUGUGUAGUGCGUGUGUGUGUGUGUGUGUGUGUGUGUGUGUGUGUGUGUGUGUGUGUGUGUGUGUGUAUAAGUGUGAGAGGAUAGAAAGAUUAAGGCUCUUUUAUGGGUCAGUGGCCACUGUUGCUCUCAGCUAAUUAUGGACUUAAAACACGUACUCACAGGCGUACACCCUCACCCAUGAACACGUACAGAUACACACCCUCUCCUAGCACACCUCUCUCUUCCAGACUGCACUGUGCUGUCACCAUGGUAACAGCAGAUUGAGGGACUUUUCUUCACUGCAACCAUUGCUCAAUUGUUAUCUCUAUUCCUCUUCCUCUUGGUCUGUCUCUCUAUUAUUCUGUCCUCCCACCCUGCUGUGCUUUCUCACACGCACUCAUUCAUUGUCAGUGUGUGUUGUACACCAUCCAUCACACACACUCGGAAAUGCACACUGAUAUGCUCACAAGGGGGAGUGCAGUUCUUCACUCUCAAUCUCACACCUCCUCUUCUUCCUCGUAUUCCUUAGGCUCUCGUAACGCGCUUGGUGGUGUGACGUCCGAACUCUCCCUGCCAAGUAUGGCUGUGUCUCUGUGGUUCCUGGGGGUGUGUGUGUUCACGCUGGCAAACGUCUCCCCCUCCAGCCAAGGUAAGCCUCCCGGUGCUGAGGUCCAAUCAUGUCUGGAUGUUGAUCUCCACACCUCAAUCAACAGAAUGAAUCACAAAAAACUUUAAAUGAAAGUUAGAGGUGAGGAGAGGAAGGCAAAGUCAUCUUGGCCGGGAAAUUCAGUGACCUACAUAAUCAAAAGCUUACCCAAACGUUUGAUGUGUGCAGCUUGCCAAAGGGAGCGUUCAAGAAGCUGCCUGUAGCUCUCAGUUAAUGAACACUCAGUCAUUCAGCACCACGGACAGUUACACUACACCGGCAGCAUACUGAUCGCACCCACAUGUUUGGUUUAAGAGUGGGUUUAAUCCCAGUACAACAGCAUCACCUUUCAUGCUCAAGAUGCUUGGAACAGCUGGAUUACAAUGAUGUUAAUGUGAUUUCUCACGUUCCUUUCACGGAUUAUAAAGAGAGUCAGGUGAGUUUACACAUAGAGAUGUGACAGGGUGGGAUCAAGCUUUUAAAAUGAAAAAAAGAAUUAUAUAUAUAACAUGAUCUUACACUUGUCAGAUUGUGUUUACCCAGCGUUUGACAGCUGCUGGUGUAAGCCUUCUUCUCCCUGCUGAGUUUAAAGACACGAUGUCGUGAUAAAACCACACAUGACAUCGUAUGAAGGUGUCAAGAUGGAGGCGCAGUGUGAUUUAUGCCGGUGAACAUGUUCUGCUUACAUCUGGGGAUCUUUCUAGUGAAAGCUUUCGCACAUGUGAGCAUGAAGAAUGAAUUACAUCAGAUAUGCGGUGUGAAUGCGCAAAUGCGUGUGAACUAUGUUAUGCUUACAUCAGAUGCAGGUCUGGCUUUGAUUCAACAGAUCACAAUAAAAUAUCAAAACAACGUUAAACAGUGACACAAACAGAUCUGCAGCAGUCUUAAAAUACAGAACUUAAUCAAUCUGUACUCAUUUUUGUACUCUUCAUGUGCUAAUGAAGAGUACAUUUUCAUUAUUCUAAGUGCCGUGAUUGGAUCUUUCCAACAUCAGGAAAAAAAAAUAUCCAGAUGUCAUCAGGUGCCUUAGCUUUAUACUCUAAAUGCUCCACAGACUCACCAUAAGUGAUUUUUAAAAAUCAUUUCUUGGCCUCUGCUGCUUAAAUUUGGACAUUUUUACAAUGCAUGAAAUGUGGCCCUAUAGGCGUCCUGUGUUGUCUCGACUAAUGUAACUCAACUGUUAGCAGGCUGAUUGAGACUCUGUAUCUCCAGAGGAUGAACCACAAUUCAAAUUAUCUUAAUUUCAAAGGUUGACUGUAAUAUUUUCAAGCAAAGCCACAACAAAUGUAUUUCUACGCACAUUUAAAAACAUGAACCAAAAUGAUUACUACCAAAGGGGACAAUAAAAUUAUAAUAAAACCCUAAUAAGACUGUGAGCACCCACAGACACAAUAAUACAAGUAUUGAAUAAAAUAUGAGAAUAAUAAGCUAAGAGCUGAGGAAAACCAAGCAGCAUAAAAAUAAAAGAUCUGCUGGACAAUAUAGAAUACAGAGUGGACAAGAGCAGACAAGGUCAUCUUAAGUUGAAUGGCCUCAAGAGGAGAUGGGACUUGAAAAUGUCAAGCUGCUGAGCAGAUCUUGUAAGGAUGGCCAGUCUAUUCUUAGGAUAGACCACUGCAAAGGCUCAAUCUCCUCUCUUUUUAAUCUGAAUUUCUAACUAACAAGAGCGACUUCUUUGUUGAUCAAAAGGGUUUAAUUGGGGUGUGAUAGCUCAAGAGAUCAACAAUAGAGUAAAGGUGCCAAUUUUUGUAAAACCUUGACCACAAUCAAUACAAUCUCAAAGUCAGUCCUGACACAGACAGAAAGUCAAUGCAGAGAGCAGUCUGGUAGUGAAGUUACCGAGGUCUCAAGUCCUCAGAGUUUCAGUCUGAGUCACUGAAGGAGAAACUGCAUUUCCCUGUAGCACAUAAAUAAUAUUAUAUCAUACUUUCUCAGCAGAAAUGAAUUCAGUAUUAACUUACCAAUGAUCAAGUUUACAUAAAAAAAUCAAAGUUACAUAUACGUACAGUGAAUUCUGGGUUUGAAAAACUACUUUGUCCUUUGCCUUUUCCCCUCUCUGCCUUCUCCCAUCAUCCCAUACAGCCAUGUCUCGGGCUGCCAUGCCUUUCGGGCUGCUGCGUAGAGAGCUGGCGUGCGAGGGUUACCCCAUUGAACUACGCUGCCCCGGAAGUGAUGUGGUCAUGGUGGAGACAGCCAACUAUGGACGCACUGAUGACAAGAUCUGUGACGCAGACCCCUUCCAGAUGGAGAACACACAGUGUUACCUUCCUGAUGCACUAAAGAUUAUGGCCCAGAGGUGUGUAUGUGUGAAUGUGCCCAAAUCACUCAGCUCAAAUCACACUGUCAAGAUUUUAACAAAAUUUUAGCAUUCUUAUGCAAAGAUGUCUUAAACAGUAAAACCAAUCGAUCAAUCAGAACAUCACUGUUGGUACAUGCAGUGUGUGCACACUGCUGUAACAUGCAUGUGGACUCAUGUAAGUGGAAACAUGAGACAAAACCAAUAGGUGUGUUGUUAGUCAUGUGCCUCUGAGUGUGUGCAGUAAUUUGUCCAGCUGAGUGCAAGUGCCUGGCUGCACCAUUAAUUGUGUACUCAGCAGUGUUUUCCUCCAAGAACUGAUCAAUAUUCAGCAAGAGAGUGAGAGCAGACAAAUAGUGUCCUUUGCCUCUCCUUUCCUGUCUGUUAAUCACUCUUCCUUCUGUCUUUGUUUUCUCAUUCUGUCAUCCGUCUGUACAUCAAUUCAUCCAUCUAUUUGUCUGCUGUCCUCCAGGUGUAACAACAGGACUCAGUGUGUGGUGGUCGCAGGGGUUGACGUCUUCCCAGACCCCUGUCCCGGAACAUACAAGUACCUGGAAAUCCAGUAUGAGUGCGUCCCUUACAGUGAGUAUGAAUCUAUAUAGCCACAAUCUGAAAGGUAUACAAAUGUUAUUAAGAAUAAAUAUGUGCACAUGCAUGCAAACAUAGAUACACACAUGUAUUUAACUUAAUAAUGUUGAGCUACAUUUAAGAUCUAUAAGGGCCUGUGUCCACCAACUGCAACUUUUGCUCCAGCAGUGCCCAUAACCACAAUUUUUGAGAGCCUCUCAUCUAUACUUAAUGAAAUUAGGUUAGAAAAGUUGAUUCAUGACACUUCCUCUUCUCUUUGUAGUGACUGUGAAGUCUGCUUUAAAAUGCUCUGCGUGCUUUUUAUUUGCUGUCAGUCAGAGGCGUUGUCAAACAAAAACAAAAACUCAUGUUGUAGCAUUAGCAGCAGCUCCAGACCUAAAAUAACAGUACCAACACAUAAGUGUGGUUAGUAUCUCUGCUGCAAGAUACUCCACCAUUGUUAUUGUUGAAACUGGUAUCAGGAGCCCCGCCCCCUCUUUAUUUUGUUUGGUUGGUGAUGUUGACAAGUGCAGCAGAUUUCUGCAAGAUGACUUUUUGUAAACCGAGAGAGCUGUUCGUGCAGCCAUUAAAGGCGUGUCUGAAUGAAGGGUGCUAAAUACUGAAAACGCCAGACUAAAGGGAACAAAAACAAGAGCUGCCAGCACAAAGAAUGGCAUUGGUGGACACAGGCCCUAAGAGUGUGUUUCCUCUUUCCAAAAUGUUUGAUGUCAACUAUUUUCACAAAAAUGUUGAUGAAUAGAAGUUUUUUUUUUUUGUUCUCAGGGAGUGUGUGUGUGUGUGUGUGUGUGUGUGUGUAUAUGUAUGUGUACGUGUAUGUGUGUGAUACACAAAUAAAAGUAAGGUAGACAAAGUACAGACAGAAAAACUGUAGGAUGUUUGCAUACUGAUUGUGUGUGUGUGUUUGAGGGAGAGUGCAUGAGUGAGUGAGAGAGAGAGAGCAAGAGCGAGAACCCGUGUGUGCAUGCGUGUGUGUUUUCUUUUGCAGACUCACGCCACAGGAGUUGCUCUCUUUUCUCCACAGGAGCCUGAUUGAGGAAAGGAGAGAUCGGGGGAGGAGGAGGGAGGGAGGGAAAAGAGGGGGAGAGGAGGGGAAAAGAGAGGAAAGGAGAGAAGAGGAAAGGAGGGGAGAGGAGAGGAGGGGAGUUUGCCGGGUCUCUUUUGUGCUUCUUUCUUUUGUGAUCUGUAAUGUUUGUGGCGAGAAUGAGUUCCAAAGUCUUUAUCUGUGCAAUUCUUUCUUUCUUCCCUUCUUCCUCUCCUCUGCUUGCUUUUCUUGCUUCUCUUUACUUCCCUUCUUUCACCCUCUGACUGCUCUUUCUUUCUCUCCCUCUUUUUUUUCCUAUGCUUGAGUAGAAGUGGACCAAAAAGGUAAAGACAAUACAUUGUAGCAUCUUGAUCUCUCCUUAUCCCCCGACCCCCUCUCUUUCUCUUCUUCUCUUCCUCUCUGCUGCCAUCUCUCUCUUCCUCCUACCCUAGGACGUUGUUUGGUAGUCAUGCUGGAUGUUGCCCUCCUUUUUUUUCAUUUCCUACUUUUAUUUUCCUCAUUUUAUCCAUCUCUUGUUGUAUGAAAACCCCAUCUUUUAUCCAGAUUUAUCCAGGUUCUGCACCUAGUCUCUCUUUUCUAUCCUUUCUUCUCUCUACAGUUUCUUCCACUCUUCCUCUCUUGCUGCUGAUCGAUCAUUCUGUCCCUUCUUGUCUCUUUCCUCUCGGUGCACACACAAACAUAGACACAGUCUUCUUUUUUACACUUUUACUGCUGUAUUUUCUACACCACAUACAAGCACCUUUCUUUCUUUCUUUCUUUCUUUCUUUCUUUCUUUCUUUCUUUCUUUCUUUCUUUCUUUCUUUCUUUCUUUCUUUCUUUCUUUCCUUCCUUCCUUCCUUUUCUUCAUCCAUCACUUCUUUCUUGUCCAAUCAUCCUCCUCAUGCUUAUUUUCCCUUUUUCUUCCCCUAUAGGAAGAGUCCCUUAUUUAUCUUCAUAGGAAAAAUAAGACCAAAUGUGUGUGAUUAUUUAUCCGUCUGGAUGUGUGCUUAUCAAGCACUGCUUAUGUGUGUGAGUGUGUGUGCAUGCCUAUCUGCAUGCCAGUGUGAGACUGUUCAGUAAACGUGUGUCCAUGCAGUUAUUGACAUGUGGGUGGACCAAUUGUUGUGCUUGGCGUAAACUAACCAGCCCUCUCAUUCACUUCAAGGCAAAAUUCAGCCCCGCCUUCUGCGUCCCUGAUUCUACCUCACACUCUUUGUCACUCUUUUUGCACUAACCAACACACACAAACUCACAUGCACAGACAAACAAAGCACAUAAAUACACUCACACACCUUUCAUUGCAGUGUCCCUGUUGUAUUACUCACCACACACACACUAACAGUGUGUGAUUUCAGCACUUAUACGUCUCUUUGCUUGCCUCUUGAAAUCAGCACAGGUGUUUUAAAUCUCUGAUUUUCUCUUCAUCCAUUUUUCUUCUUGCUGCAUCAAAUGCAUCUAAUUCAUUCAUUUUUCAUGCAUCUAUUCAUUCUCUCCCCUCACCUGCCUCCACUUUCUUCCCACUCUUUUCUCUUUCACACCUUCUUCCUCUCUUUCCGCUUUCCUCUCCACCCUACUUCCUCUCUCUCUUUUUUCUCACAUACUGCUGUCGCCCCCUUCUUGCUUCCCUCCUCCAGUUUUUGUGUGUCCUGGCUCGCUGCUCAGCAUCCAGCCAGCCUCCUCUCUCCUAGAGGCGGAGCAUCAGUCGGGGGCAUGGUGUAAGGACCCGCUGCAGGCUGGUGACCGGCUGUACGUCAUGCCAUGGACGCCGUACAGGACAGAGGUGUUGUAUGAGUACUCCUCAUGGGAUGACUACCGCCAGAACAGAGUCACCACCACUUACAAGUGAGUAGUCUGUGCGUGUGUGUGUGUGUGUGUGUGUGUGUGUGUGUGUGUGUUAACUCAAAGAGUAUAUUUUAAAAGUCUACAAUAUGUAUAUCAAACGGGUCACAAGAAAUUAAAAUACAAACUCUGUCUUAAAGAAACAUUAGAGCCAUUAUAAAAGCAAAACAUUUUAAAUGUUUAGUCUCAUUACUUAAAAUGUACAAAAAAUGUAUGGAAGAGAGAAAAAAACAUUAAGGGAGAAAAAAAAUUAAGAUUUUGAGAAUAAAGUUUUAGAUUUAUGAGAAUCAAGUCAUAAUAUUACAAUAAUAAAGAUUUGUGAAAUAAAAGUUUCUGUAUUUACGGGUAAAAGUUGUAAUAGAAUGAGAAAAAGGUUUUGAGAAAAAGUCAUAAUAACAAGCUUUGAUCCAUCUUCUGUAGGCUAAAGUUACAUUAAAAAUGAGGACUGUGGAUCAUCUCAUGGGCAAACAGGGUUGGCAGAAGCAGACACAAGCUGACUCUUAGAUUAUCUGCCUUACUGACAGACUCAGUUUCUUGCGCAGUCAGAUACUUAUGACAUUAUUAGGCUGAUGUGCUUAAAGAUUAAGUAUUCAUUCAUAUUAUGAGAAUAGAUUUCAAUCUCAUGAUUUUUUUAUUAGAUUAAACUUCACAAACAGCUCCACAUUCCUCACUUUCACUUUCGUGUAAGAGGCUGCAGGCUACUCUUCUUUUCAGUCUUUUCAAAAUAGGAUAUAUGCUAACUAUAGCCUGAAAUUGUGAUUUAUUUCCUCCUAAAUCUUAUAAAACUAAAUUAUAACCAUAAUUUCAUCAUCUUCUGUCCAAGGUUGCCAAGCCGUGUGGAUGGUACAGGCUUUGUGGUCUAUGAUGGGGCUGUUUUCUACAACAAGGAGCGAACACGCAACCUAGUCAAGUAUGACCUGCGGACUCGCAUCAAGAGCGGUGAGGCUGUGGUUGUCAAUGCCAACUACCACGACACGUCUCCUUACCGCUGGGGAGGGAAGUCAGACAUUGAUCUGGCGGUGGAUGAGAACGGCCUUUGGGUGAUUUACUCUACUGAAGCCAACAAUGGACGCAUUGUUGUCAGCCAGGUGCAGUAAAAGGAAUGAAAACUGGUUGAGUAAAGAGUAAAGAAGAAAGGGUUUUGUUUCUGAGUUCCUCAUCUUCCUGUGUCUGUGUUACAGGUGAACCCUUACACUCUACGGUUUGAGGGGACAUGGGCCACUGGCUUUGACAAGCGUGGGGCAAGUAACGCUUUCAUGGCCUGUGGUGUGCUCUACGCCGUACGGUCUGUCUUCCAGGAUGAUGAAGGGCAGGCAGAGGGUAGAGUUGGCAGUGACAUGGUUGUCUAUGCCUAUGACACCAGUCGCGGACAAGAGCUGCCGGUUCAAAUCCCAUUUCCCAACCCGUACCAGUAUAUAUCCUCCAUAGACUACAACCCCAGAGACAACCAGCUGUAUGUGUGGAACAACUACUACGUGCUGAGAUACCCACUCCAGUUUACACCCCCACCACCCACUAAAGGUUCGCAUAAACACAUAACAAGCAAACUGAUCAAAUAAAUCAAAGAAAUAAAAUUUAAAAAUCUUAAAAUCACAGCUUCAGUAUCAUAAAGCUCACAUUAUAGGGCUAUGGUUUGCAGCAUAUGAUCAACCACAAACAAGAGUGCUGUCUGUUCAUUCAAGAAUCAGGUUAUUAAAACUCUGUUACCCAUCAACCAUGACAAAAGAACAGCUGCAGUAUUCAAGUCCAAAAAGGACUUCUGAUAAAAAGAUUUAGACUAUUUGAAUAGACAAACUAGGUCUUAUCAUAUCACGGCUCCAUUAUUAGUCCAAGAGUAAAAAAAAAAAAAUGUAUUUUUCCUAAAUGAAUACAAUGACAGUUUACAUGUGCUGCCUGGCUGUGACAGAAAAAGCAAGGGAGCUUACAUAACACAAUCCAACAUACAUAAGUCAAUAGAAAAUAAUGAAUGUUAAGUAACAUAACCCAAUAUUACAUAACAUCACACAACAUAACAGAACAUAACACAACACAUCACAACAUAACAUAACUGAACUUAAUAUAAGAUAACAUACUUUACCAUACUUAACCGUAACGUAACCAAACAUAACAUAACAUAACAUUACAUAACAAAACAUAAUACAACAAAACAUAACAUGAUGCAACAAAACAUAAUACAACACAACAUCACAUCACAUUACACCCCAUAACCCAACACAACACAACUUUACAUCACAUGACAUCUCAUGUCAUGACAUAAAAUAACACAACACAACAUAACAUAACAUAGCAUAACAUAAUGUAACAUCACAAAACAGCAUCUGUACUGAUGAUGAAAAGUUCACUUCAAAGUUAUCUAGCCUGUCUAACGUUCUGCUUAUACCAUGGGCAUGAGGAAAGUUAUUACACAGACGUUUAAUGCCCUAUAAUUGCUCACAUGGUAAUCCUUGAUGAGGGAAAUUAACCUCCAAAGAGGCAGAAACCCUGAGCAAAACCAGACAGGAUAGACAGAAUAGCAGAAAUUGGGACACGGUUAGGAGACAGUAGACAGGGUAAUGUAGAAGUAUAAGAGAAUUGUUUUUUUCUCCUCAGGUCCUCUCUCCUCCUUGAUGACAACCGUUCGCUCCUACACAGCCACUGUCGCCCUGACACCAGUGCGCCCUUCGGCAUCUCACCCCAUUGGCGUCAUUAACAGAGGACCAUUUGACCAGAGGCCCAUCACAGCCAUGGUCCCUCUGACCCCACGUCCACCUUUGCGUGUCCCUUUGGCUCCUGGAGCCCCUGGUCAGGUGGGAGGGUGUGAGGGCCGGGUGGCAAGAGGAGUGCAGUGGCCGCCUACCUUAAAGGGAGAGACAGUGGAAAGACCCUGUCCCAAAGGGUCACUGGGUAGGUGUAGUCCAUAUGAGAAGUUUUGUGUGUAUAUGUGUUUGUGUGUCUGUGUAUCUUGUUUCCCUUUGAAAUGUAGUCGAGUGUCCCCUCUAUGAACUUGCCCUCAGAUGAGCGAGAGCAGGGAAAAAAGGUUUUGCUGCUGAUACCAGCCGGGUUCAUCAACUUUCUGUCUCGCUGUGCAGCUGUCUCCAGCCCAGUGCUCGCUGUGAGCAGAAGCUGUUAUGCAGAUUAUGCAGAUAAGCCUGCGGUGCAUUUAGCCUCAUUCUAAUCAUGUUGAAUGGUUUGGACAUGGUUUUAGCACAGAGGUGAUGAUAACACUGGGGAAUAAUCUAAUGUUUAAUCAUGUUUAUAGCUGAAAAUUGGUGUGGCUGUUUAUGCUUAUAAUUAAUUUGCAGAACUGGUGCGUGACAGACUCUCUAGUCCAAUUUUAAUAAAAUAUUUUGUAAACAAAACAGGAUUUUAUGUAAAAACUUUCAAACAAGUCAUGUAAAACCCCAUAGAUUAUCACUUGAUUUCUGCUCUAGGAGCUCUUCAAGUUGAUCAAUCUUAUAGUUUUACUUUUUUGUUUAAAAAUCCUGAAUAACAAAGUAUGAAACAAGCACAACAACAAAUGGUGGAAAAAGAAAGUGAUUAGUUGUUGAUGAGAGUAAAACGAGCUGAAGCCAAGAAGUCAGCUACCCAGAUGGUUGGUAAGGACUCAUAAAGACUGAAAGAGUGAUUAAAUACUGUGAAAAUAUAGUUGUUUCCUCAGAAGACAAGCCAAAAAACUCUCCAAACGGAUAGCUGUUGCACCCGAUCUGCUCAUUUUUUGUAUAGGCCUUUUCUUCUGUUGCUAACAAUAAAGUUGAGAGUUUUUGAUACUUCACACCUGUUACUCUACAACAGGGCACUGAUAUUUUGAAAAACUGAGGCCAAAAUGUCAGAAAUGCUAUCUGUAAUUCAUAUCCCCACAUGGAUGACAAGCCUCCUUAUUCUUAUGAAAAAGUGACGCCAAAAUACGGCCUCAAAUGGCUCUGAUUGAACUUGUAUAGUGACCUUUUUCAAGCCAAGACUGUCGCAAAAACGGUCUCACUGGUGACGCCAUAAGACUGAUGUUGCACCCCGUCCGCUACCCAAAGUACACAUUUAACUUACCGAUAAGACGUCUUAUUCCCUCAGGUCAGCACAGGUCACAGCUGAACGGAUUCCUGUUGAUUUAUGGCAGUCACUCGCGGUUAUGGAAAGGUCAAUGACUCUCCUAUCAGUAUUUGUUAUUUUUCCUCUUGCUGUUUCUCCUCAACCCUGCUAAAAACUGCUGCAGGAGCCUGCAUUCAUCAAAAGAGCUGUCAAUCAUAGCACUGCAUUCCCUCUUUUUUUUUUUAUAUCAAACGUAGUGUUAAAAUGUAACUUUUUAAAAAAGAACUUUCACAUAAAUCAGCAUGACAACUGCCUGCUAUGAAAGCAGUUUGACGUUUCAGAAAAAGAUAUAUUUUUUAUGUAAUUUAAUUUUCUACUCUGUUUUAAUGGAAGAAGCUGGCUUUAACUCUGCCUACUGUCCCCAAAGGGAUCUCUGACUCAGCAUCAUUUUUCUAAAACGAUGUUCUCAGUCUUGGGCCAAAUCAAGGUUGUUAUGGACCCAUCAUGUGAAGUAGCAUCCUGUGGCCCAUAUUAUUCUUCAGAGAAGAGAGGAUUAACUGAGCAAUAACUAAGUACAGACAAGAGCAGUGUUCAUGGAAGUCUUUGGACUGACAGACAUACCCUCAUAUCAGAUUUCACUCACUGGAUGCUGCAGAGGAAAGUCUUUACUUUCUCUGAUGCCCCAGUGGAAUGGAUGUCUUAUGUCUCUUCCCUAAGUUCUUUUUCUCCCUCCCUUAAUUUCCUUGCAACUCUCUAUGUAUCUUUGUUGGGAGGGAGUCAGACACAGGAAAAAGAGGCAAGAGAGGGAGGUCUGUAACUUUAGAGAAGUCAGAUGUGGCCUAAAAGUUUGGGCUUUGGGGGAGCUGUUGUGCCAUCCAUGUGUGGUACAGUCAUAUAAACAAGUUAUUAACCCGAUUUUUUUUUUUUUUUUUUUACGUUUCUAUGCAACUUAGAAUGUGUAACAUAAACUAAAAUCAUCCUGUAUAUCAAACUCUUACUGUAAAAACUAUAACUGAUAUAAACAGUGGGCUCUUUAUUUUACAAUUUUUCUCAGUCCCUUUGGUGUAUUUCUCACAUCACUAUUAACAUUUGCACAACAGUUAGUGCAUUUCUCAGAACAAUUAGUACAAACUGCAAAACCUAGUGGAUAACCUGCAAAAGCACGUCACUUGCUCAAAAUGAAUAGUUCAUUCCUCAAAAGCAAGUAUUCAUGUCAAUGAAAGUGUCUGUGUCAUCAAAAUAAUUAGUCCUGACACUAUUGUUUAUGAACAAGACAGUCAAAUGGAUUUGUCAUGUUUUCAUUAUGACAGUUCACUCUCUCUGUGUUUUCCAGGGCAAAAAAGUCAGAUCUUGGUGACACUACAUGAAAAUGCUAAAGACAGCACUGUACACUAGCUGUACAGCCAUUUGAAAACUACAGUAAAGUUACACAUUACUGUAUUUAGUGAGGUAACUGAGUACAAGACACGUGUAUGUUUCACAUGUUUACUGCAUAUGCUCUCUACAAUUCUACAGCAUUGUGAAGAAAAAAAAAAAAAAUCACAGUCACUUAUUUAGAACAACCAUAAGAUUCACAGUGGUUCUCCCAACCUUUGGUUGCACCCGUUGACCAGCCUCAGCCAUAGUUAGGCUGUAAUUGACAACAUGGUCCACAAGUGUAGCCCCAGUUUCAUCAGGGAUUUGUACUACACCUCUUCUUCCUCUGCUCCUGUUUAGUCCCCUUCCUUCCCGCAUUCUCACCCCUCCUCCAUGACACUGACCUUCCAUUUUUGUGUCACAGAAUUGUAGAAAUGGUACAAACAAUGUCCUGCUUGUUUACGUAUGCUUGCUAAGUGAGGAUUCAUGGGAUUCAGCUCUGAGUGACUCUUGACAAGUGGCUUGUCACUGGUUACAACUAAUGCUUCGCACAUUUAGUAAAUUGUCUUACAGAUUUUGAGAACUAGUUCCACAAUUUUGUAUGUACUGACUCAAGCAAUGAAAUGAGGACUAUUAGUUUUAUAGGGAAUGACUAUUCAGCAUUCAUAAGUAUAGUUCAUUUUGACUGACAUGACAGAGGCAAAUGAUAAUGUUAUAAAACAGUAGAGAAUUGUAUGAAGGUAACUGAUACAUGUCCAAGAGCAUUUGCAAUUUGUUCAGAGGAAUUAGAAACUGCUAUAAUGAUGUGCACAAAUGACUCAAUGUUGUGAAGGUUGAACUAAUAGUUGUGAGAACUUUCAUUGUGACCUGAGAAAUGCACCAAAUCAACUGAGAAAAUCUGUAAUGAACAUACUGAAAAAAGUUAAAACAAUUGGAGACAAACAGACACAUUCCCUAGUAAACAUGAGUGGUCCUCUGUCCUAACUGUUGGUGCCUCUCUGUCUGUCUGUCUGUCUCUCUCUUCAGGUAUUGCUUCCUAUCAGUGCAUGCAGACGCCUGUAGGCUGGAGCUCCAGAGGACCUGACCUUUCCAACUGCACCUCUCCCUGGGUCAGCCAAAUUGCACAGAAGGUUAGUUGUACACAGACAUAGCCUACACACGCACACACACACUUUACCAGACAAUUCCCUUAAAGCAAUUCAGCAACCAGGUCUCUUUUAAAUGUCAGAAUAUUUGACAUUAUAAACACCCCCUCUCACCACAGAUUAGAAGUGGGGAGAAUGCGGCUAACAUCGCUGGAGAGUUGGUCAAUCUGACACGUGGGCGUAUCUACGCCGGUGAUGUCAGCAUGUCUGUCAGGUUGAUCGAACAGCUAUUGGACAUCCUGGACUCUCAGCUCCAGGCCCUGAGACCGGCCAAUAAAGAGUCAGCAGCUCGCAAUUAUAACAAGGUAAAAUGUCCCUGUGUUCAAUGCUGAUGUGUACUUGACCUUUGGUGGAAAUGAGAGCGGAAAUGUCAGCGAUGAUGACUCUGAAAGAAAAUGUUUUUUCUGCUUUUCAGCUGCAGAAGAGGGAACGGACAUGCAGAGCCUACGUACAGGUACAGUUGAUAGAUAGAUAGAUAGAUAGAUAGAUAGAUAGAUAGAUAGAUAGAUAGAUAGAUAGAUAGAUAGAUAGAUAGAUAGAAAGUUAGAUAGAUAGAUAGAUAGAUAGAUAGAUAGAUAGAUAGAUAGAUAGAUUGAUUGAUUGAUUGAUUGAUUGAUUGAUUGAUUGAUUGAUUGAUUAAAAUUGUGUCUUUCUCUCCAUCAGGCGGUGGUUCAGACAGUUGAUAACCUGUUGGGUCCAGAGGCUUUGGUGUCCUGGGCCGACAUGAGCGGCAUCGAUCAGUCCCGUUCAGCAUCAUUGCUGCUAGACGCGGUGGAAAAAGGAGCAUUUUUGUUGGCGAACAAUCUCUAUGAAGGCCGUUUUAGUGACAGGACGCCAAAUGUUGGUGCGUGCCUGAUCUUAGUAUCCUCUGUGAUGUUGCUUGAAUUCCUCGAAGAUUUGCAGCCAAGAUUAUGUUUUUGUGUGUGUGUCUCUUCUUUUGUGUGUGUGCAGAUGUGGAGGUGUAUGUGCUGAAUACAGAGGCUGACAUUCAGGACCUGACUUUCCCACAUUCGUAUGACAGUGACAGCAUCCUGCAGAUAUCAGCACUGGCUCUGCAGCAGUACAGCAACAACGGUCAGUGACACCAAAACAAACUUAUUGUUGAAAGUUCAGCACUAUAAGGUGCAAAAACCAGGGUCAGUAAAUCAAAGAAAACCAGAGGAGAUAUUUUAUGAAAGUGACAAAUAUGUUUGUAUUUUUGUUGACUUUUUCUCCUCUCUGUUGUCUCUGCAGGUCAGGUGAAGCUGGUCCUCACUCUCUAUAAGAACCUUGGCUCUUUCCUGACCACCCAGAACUCCACCCUGCGGCUCGGACUAGGACUCAGCCAAGGGUCAGAGGUCAGGCGUAGGAGUCUAGUGGUCAAUUCGCAUGUCAUCUCUGCCUCUGUACACAGAGGAUCCAAUAGAGUUUACCUCUCUGAGCCUGUGAUCUUCACUCUCAGGCAUCUUCAGGUCUGUUAAAAAAGCUUAUUGCUGUAAAACUGACUUUCAGGCUGAUCUUAAUUUUGUGCUUAUGUCUUUUAUUGGCUCUAAUAAGUGUUUGUUUCCACAGCUUGAGAACCACUUUGGCCCCAACUGCUCUUUCUGGAACGCAUCAGGGGUUUCUGGGAGCGGCAGGUGGUCGACGCAGGGCUGCCGCCUGUUACACACAAACAACACACACACUACCUGCGCCUGCAACCACCUGUCCAGUUAUGCUGUCCUCAUGACGUAUCAGCAACCUGCUGUGAGUAGCUCACACCACAUAAACAACAUGAAUCAGCCUUUAAUUCACUGCGAUGACAGAGCAGAGACGGAGCCUGUUUGUAGUUUUUGUCUAUGUAAAGUCUCUCUAAUAACUAAAACAAAUCACAGAAUGACCGUUAUUUGAACAUUUAAACAUAAAAACAAGGACCAACCUCAUUUUUUAGAAGUAUAUCCAGGUGAACUGAUCUCCUUUUUUUAUGUUUAAUAUAGAAUUACAAAAUCAGGCUUCAGGAAUACUGUGUAACCAUAUUAGCUUUUAGUAUAUUGAAUCUUGGAAAUACUGAAUUAGUAUUCAUACAGCGUUGCCGAUAGCUGUACUUUAUUUUCCUCUACAUGUAUGAUGUGAUAAGAUCAAGUCUUUGCUGUUACGCAAAGGCGUCCUGACUCCAUCCUUAUGCACCCGUUUUCUGUAGCCUAGUUCGGCUCCCCCCUCCCCCUCUGUGCUCUAAAAACACUGUUGUUUAAAAGUCAGCCGUGGAGGGGUGAUGAUUAUACGCUGUAAAUGAGACGGAUUGAUAAAUGCUGCAGGCUGUUUAGUCCUGCCAUGAAAUUUAAUUAAGGUUCUCAGUGCAAGAUGUUCUCUUUGUGCGGUGUGAUUUAAGUCGUUUGAAUGGAUGUUAUGUAACACACUGAUAUACACAACCAGAGGGAACGACACACAAGCAGUGCAAAAUCAUCACCGCAUGGUUUAACUUUCAUCCUCUCCGAUAAUCAGAUUAAAUGGUGAUCUGUUUUCUGCUCUUUCUCUUCUGUCUGUCCUCCUCAGUUUGGUGUGGGUGUGGAGGAGCUUCUUGUCUAUGUGGUUUCCUGGGUGGGCAUCUCUGUGGCUCUGGUGUGUUUGGCCACCUGUCUUACCACCCUAUGCUGCCAGGGGGCGCCGUGGCACACUGACCAUAGCACCAUCCACUGUAACCUGUGGGCCAACCUGCUGAUUACAGAGCUGCUAUUUCUAGUUGGAGCGAACAAGACUCAGUACACAGUGAGUGAUCUUAUAUAAGAUGUGAAAUGCAAUCAUAUUCAGACAAGAGGAGAGGCUGAGUGCGAGGAAAUGUUGAGUUAUGUGUAAUACACUUUCUGAGUAUUCUAAACUGCCCUGAGAUUCUUUAUGUCGUUGAUUGACCUCGUUCAAACCCCCUAAACAGGACGUAGUUUCUUGGUUUAAAAAAAUCUAAUCUAUAUUGAAUUUUUACCCAAUUUUAAGAUACAAAAAUUCACAGAAAUAUUACUAAUAUUUGUUAAUUUUAUAAUAAACUAUUGAUGGACAUGUACAAAAUACAUUUAACCCUUAAUGAGCAUAGACAGUCACAGCAAAAUUAGUAAAAAAUGUGAAUUAAAAAGAGAGAGAGAGAGAGAGAGAGAGAGAGAGAGAGAGAGAGAGAGAGAGAGAGAUCAAAUGUAGUUAUUGCAUAAUUGCAUUGAUGUGCAGUAAAACUUUGAUGAAAUAAUACUCAGAUCUAAAAUCACAAUAAAUGUAUUUUCCUUGAGAGAGCUUAAGUAGUUUAAGGUCUGAAGCUGUUUUGGUGAACAAUAAACCCCUCUGUUUUAACUUAGCUAAAGAAAAUGUUUGAAAUGUGCUCUACAGCAGUGAUGAGUGUCCUGAAGAUAAAAGAGAAAAGGACAGACUAAAAUGAUAGUCUGUUUCUAAUGAGUCUGACAUAUUACAGGUGCAGCAAUUUCAAGCAAAGUACUCAAAAGCUUUUGAGCUUUACAAUUCUAAUAGGCAAAGUCAGAAUAGAUUACAGUAAAUUCAGUAAAUGGUUUUUAUAAGGUAAUAUUUGAAACACUUUGAAAAGUCAAAAUAACUGCCCCUGUAGUUUUGGAGAAAAAGCAUUUUUUACAUCCUCCUCCUCUCUCUGAAUAAUCAGGUCGUGUGCUCCAUCAUCGCCGGCCUGCUGCACUUCUCUCUGCUUUCGGCCUUCUGCUGGUUGUGUCUGGAGGGUGUGGAGCUCUACCUACUGCAGAGGGAGGUGUUUGAAGGACGCAACUCCAGGAGGAAGUAUUUCUAUCUGUGUGGGUACUCCAUCCCCGGGCUGGUGGUGGCGGUGUCUGCAGCCAUAGACUUCAGAGGCUACGGCUCCAAAUCAGCGUAAGUUAAUAAACUGAUGUGUGUGCUGCUCUCAGCAUUUGAACUCUGUUGUGUCAAAGCAGACUGAUGAUUACUUCAAAGUCUAUUUUUUUUUUAUUUACUGUGAUUGGUGUGUGCUUCUUUAUAUGUGUAUGUGGGUGUAUAGAUGCUGGCUACGGACAGACAAUUACUUCAUCUGGAGUUUUCUAGGCCCUGUCGCUGCCAUCAUUACGGUAAGUGUUUACUUUGUCGCACUGCUUUUCUUACUCUUCUAAUCAUCAUUGUGUAGUAACAGCAUGUGAUGAAUUCAAAGAUGUUAAUUAGUGUUUGCUGUUUGUUAUUUUUGGCCUCAGAUGAACCUGGUUGUCUUAGUGAUGACCUUACAUAAGAUGCACAGCACUGCUGCGUUAAAGCCAGACUCCAGUCGCCAUGACAACCUGAGGUAAGUAUGCUGAUCUGUUGUGGUGAUUAAAUGAAGAGUUUAUUAUGUCUCUGUCAAUCUUUUCUGAUUAGCUUGUUACAUUUUUAAGCUAUUUCUUAACGUUGACUUUUUUAACUUUUAAACACAACUAAAGGGGUUUGUUUCUUGAAUCUCAGCCAGGCUGUCAUAUGAUAAAUCUAGACCCACAAGAGAUUUAAAAUCACUUAAAAUAUUCAAAACUUAUCCUAGCUGACUUGAGUAAAGAGUGUAAAUGUCAUAAAACAAUGUGAUGUGGUCUUUUUUAUUCUAGUAAAGCUCCAGUAUUUUGUUGAUCAGCAGCAUUUUAAACUUUCAAGCCUUUGAAAGGCCAAAAUAAAAUGCGCUGCAGCAGACUUGACAGCAGCAUGAACUAUGUAGAGUUUGCAGUUUUUUGAGCGAGUAAAGGUCAAACCUUAAAAAUGCUGUAUGAAUCAAAAGCACAGCAGACGGACCGCACACAGUGAUGGGAAAACAGAUUUAGGGUGUGAAUUACUGAAGUCAAGCAAUUUCAAUAAAGUGGUUGCACAGAAAAGUUUGUCAGAUUGCAGGUUUAUCCAAGUUUUUUUUAGUUUUUGUUGAAAUUUCUGGAUGGUUUGUGGUUACGGCACUUAGCUGAAGAGGACAGAUGGAGGAUUUGUGCUGGGCAUUUGCAAGUAUAGAGGUUUUAUAAACCCACGCUCUUUUAGUUCAGUCAGAGUUCAAAUAAUUCACUUCGACCUUGUGUCUGCCCUCUUUGUUUGUCUACAGGGCGUGGGCGGUGGGCUCCCUGACUCUGCUUUUCCUGCAGAGCGUUACAUGGUCCUCCGGCCUCAUGUUCCUGUCUGCUCCAUCUCUCCUCCUGGCCUACCUCUUUUCCUCCCUCAACACAGCCCAGGCCCUCCUCAUCACCAUCCUGCACUGCACGCUUGCCAGAAAGGUCAGAGUUCAUAUGUCACAGUAAUUUGAUUACAGUUUAUUCUAUCUCCAUAAACAGACCUUGAACUGCAACAUGUCCAUACAUAGAUAACCGAAAUCUAUAGUCAAUAUAAACAUGCCUGGUGUAUAUAAAAGGCAUACAACAUUUGAAAGGAUAUGAAAUAAUAAAAUCUUAAGCUGACAGUAACACCCAUUCAUAGUGAAGCUGAGACUUAAUAGAAACAGAUAAGUGGGUGCUCUUCUUUUGGAUAUUAUGAACAAUGCAGACAUAUCUAGGAGUGUGUUUCUUCCUCCUAAACUCUGUAAUCAGAGUGAAAUCAACGUAGCACACCAAAAAUGUCUCAACUUAAGGUCAUUUAUCACCAACAACUGCAAAGGACAUUCAUGCCAUCACAGGCAUCUGACAGCUUAUGAUUUAUUCGAUUGCAUGCAUCGUAAUGUAACAGCAAAAUCUGUCAGUGAGAUUAAAACAUCUUUUCAAAUGCGUCUUGUAGGGUCAGAAGGAUUAUGGUCGCUGCCUGCGUCUCUCGCAGUGCUGCGUCACUUCUUCCUCCAGCUCUCCUGACUCGGUGAAGGGUGCUGCUCUGCGCUCAAACAGCCGCUACACCAGCAGCCAGAGUCGGAGAGCAACAGCUAACAGACAGGUACAUUUUAAAAUUCUUUAUCUCUGUCUGUAGAUGUUUUUUUCUCACUCUCUCUGUGUCUGAGUCAGCUUGACCUUGCAUGGAUUAUUUCUGCUCCAGAGUCGUAUCAGGAGGAUGUGGAACGACACUGUUCGCAGGCAGACUGAGUCUUCUUUCAUCGCUGCAGACGUUAACAACACUCCCACUCUUAACCGUGGUAAAAAAAAACUGUUUUUCUUUUAAAUCUCUGUCUGCCCCACUGUCGUUCAAGAGUGUUUUAAGUGUUUUAAUCUCUCCUACGCUCCACCCUCAGCUCCUUUAGGGAACCACUUCCUCACAAACCCAGUGUUGCAGACUCAUACUGGAGCAUCUCCUUAUGACACCAUGUUGGCACAGGGAUACAACCAGCCCUUCAGUGCCACAGGUACUUCAUAUUUAGCUUUGUGUCUACUUUCUUGUUAAUCGUUUUUUUUAUGACACAGUUUAAUGUCCCCCUUUUUGUUAUUUUUUACUGUUUCUUACUGUCCUUUUUGUGUGUUUUCUCUGUACUCAGAUAUUCUUUACUCUGUCCACUUCAUGUAGUGUUUUGGCUUUAUGUGACAGAUUAUUAAAGCAAAUCUGACAUCUACAUAGGAGAGCUUAAAGUCCCACUCCAAUGUUUUUUUUUUACUGCUCAAAGUGUUAUUGGUUGUCUUUAAGUUGCGAUUAUAAAGUUUUUAGCCAAAAUCUCGUCAUUUUCGAGGGCUUCUGAGUCGCCUCUGAGUCGUGGGCGGAGACAGCGCUGCUCUGCACACUCCUCUUCACGCUAGCUUGUAGCCUAACAUUGCCCGUGUAGUUGAAGAAGCAGGUAACAUAGGAGCUAUUUAGCUCUCAGACACUAAUGUCUUUGGGGACAUGAUAAAAGUUAAUAUCAUAAUUAGCUUUCUUACGAGCAUUGUAAUCUGGUAAUGCACAUGCCUGUUUCACAAUCAUCCUCUCUACUUUUGCAAGUGUGGCCUGCAUAGCAGGACUCCAGGGGGCGGAGCUUGGAUUUGUGACGUAGGAAAUCUCACUGCAUCUGAACCUGCCGUUUGAGUCUCCCAGGGAUUCAGAGCAAUUCGAACAAGAAAUACUCAGAAAUGCAAUUCCACACUGUCCUGUAGCAUCAGAAAAAUGCCAUAUGAGCAUGUAGACAAGACAAACACGAUUUUCAUCGGAGUGGGUCUUUAAAAAUAGUCAUAUGAAAAACACGUUUUACAAAUCCUGUUUUGAUACAACAUAAUGACAAAUAUUUCAACUUUUUUUUCUGACCUAAAUGUACAGUUUGUUAGUCCAUAUUGAAAAGUCUCCCUCAUUGGCAAUAGUAGUAGUAAUAAUAUUAGUCUGUCACAAGUGUUUAUGUGUGUUUUUAUGUCUUUGUUUAUUUGAUUAUUUAUAUAUGUUACCUUUAAUUGUUUGUCCUCUACAUGUUUUUGACCCUAUGCUUCUCUGUCUCUCUGUCUCAACGUGGACCAGUAGGAACCUUCAGAAAGAGUACGAGCUCUCUUUUGUUGUGCUCACUUAAAUCAUUGAGCGCCCUUUCCUUGUGCAGUUCAUAGACUCUCUGUGCCACACGUGCACACAGUAUGAUUCAUGGACCAUGAAGACAUAACAUACAUCCCUCUCAUGUGGCUACAUGUACAAACAUUUCAUCAAAGAUACUUUAUAAAUUGUUCUGAGUACAGCUACACUAACAGACAGCACAUGAACCCUGCACUUCUCACAUCCAUUCAUACGUCCUCUUCUAUUUUUUCUUGGUAUAUUGAUGGUGUCAUUGCUCAGUGAUUGACACUUCUUGUUUCCUCCUGCAGAGGGCGGUGUGUCCCAGAGCCAGGAGUCCUGCGGCUUAGACAGUGUGUGUCUCAACGGAGGCUACACCCCCAACACCUUCACCCUUCAUGGAUUGGGAACCACACCGGGGUCUCGAGCUGGAGUGGUGGGCAGCACAGACCUCCUGAGAGAGGGUGGGGAUGAUAUCUCCCCUGCCCUCCUUACUCCCCCUGGGGCCUCAGAUCUGGGCGGCGGCACAGGGAUGCGUCGAAACCUAUCAGAUGCUGCGGCGCUGGAAAAGAUGAUCAUCUCAGAGCUGGUACAGAGCAACCUGCGGCCCUCUGUCCCAAUGCCAGUCCCUCCUGAACGCUAUGGAAGUCUAGCAAGGCCUCACCACCAUGACAGGGCAGCUCUUACUCACACCGCCACUUUAACUCGACACGCACAGCCACCACCUCAGCAGGAAGGCUGGGCUGCCACUAUUCAGCCAAACACUCGCCACAAUGCACAAGAGGGCUGGGCACCACCGAGGCACCAUACACCGGACAGUGAGACACAUUCCACAGCACGAGGACCGGAUCUUACAACACAGCCACGUUUACAAGACGGCUGGUCACACCAGCGAGGGGAUUCGGAAUCCCAUGAGCUGCUCAAGGACAGUGACAGAUCACAGCUGCAAGGCACUCUGGGCCGCCGUGGGCUGCAGGACCGGCAGCAGGCACGUCCCCCUGAUGUUCAGGCCCGGCCCUACUCCACCCUCAGCCGGACCCCCGGUACCCUGUCCCGCCACCGCAGCACAGUGGAGCCAAGCGGAGGGACAGACAGAGACAGAGAGAGGGACAGGGAGAGAGAGAGGGACCGUUACCGUGACAGGCCUCUCCCACCUCCUCCUCCUCCUCCUCCACAGGAGUCAGAGCCCCUCUACAAGGCUCUAGAGGAGCCACUACUGAUGAAGCAGAGGGAGGCCAAUGUGGAGUCAUGGAGAGGACAGGACAGAGAAAAAGACGAGACAUUUCUCCUGAAAAGAGACGGAAUGAUGGACGACUGGAGGUCAGGAAGCGAGAGAGGAAGGGAUGAGUCUUUCACCUCUCAGAAAAGAGAUGGAGAGAUGGACGAGUGGAGGGGAGGCAUGGAGAGAGGAAGGGAGGAGUCUCAUGUGUUAGAGAAGAGAGGUGGGAGGAUUGAGGUGUGGCGGGGAGGAGCAGAGGCGGAGCAGGAAGAGACAUUUAUUACUCAGAAGAAAGAUUUUGGGAUGGAGGGAUGGAGAGGUGGAAUGGAGAGGGAGAAAGAUGAAUCGAUAUUUUUGAAGGACAGAGAAGGGUGGAGAGCAGGGAUUGAACGUGAGAAUGAGAAACAGAAGGAUAGAGCUUUAGAUGUGUGGAGAGGAGGGGUGGAUGUAGACAGAGAUGAGCCUUUCCUGUUUGAGAGCAAAGAUGGAGGUCUGGAUGCCAGGAAAAGAGGCUCUCUGCGUUACCAUGGUGAGCGAGAGGAUUCUGAUGGCUUCACUCUGCCUUUGACUCCUGACCUCGACCUGGACCCUGACUCCUCCCCAAUCUACGCCCGGGAAUCAAACCCAUCUGCGCUUUAUCCUGGAGACCGCCGCUCGCCGCCACUUAGUAUCUUCCCCAGAAGCUCUCCGCCGACAAACAUAUUUGCUCCACGAGACUCUAACUCACCUCCCAACAACCUGUACUCCCGCCACUCUCCACAGGUGUACAGUCGGAGCAGCUCCCCUCCUCGCUUCUACACCCGCACCUCCCCCCCCACACUCUCGUACCCCGACAGCAGCCCUGAAGGUCCUGAGGAGAUCAGCCCCACUGGUCAACCUCAGCGGCCCGCUCUGGAGCUCCCCUACAGCCUGGGACGGCCCCCUCUUGGCCCGCGGCCCAAUCACCUGCAAACCUUUUACCAGCCGCCACCACUAGCAACCAACGGGGAGGCGGCAUACACAGCAGAGCCCACCUCUGAGGGAGAGGACGGACAGAUGCAGCGGGUGACGAGCCUGUGACUAGGGCGGUGGUGAUCGGGGGAUAGAAACCAGGCAGGAGGAGGAAGAUGGCGGCAACAACAGCAAACAAUGAAGAUCAAACUGAUGGAAACAGUGAUAACGAUGAUGAUGAUGAUGAUGAUGAUGAAGGUUACGAUGAUGAAGGUUACAGUGAUGACAUUGAUUGCUCCUUCCUGCUUCUAUCUCCUGAUCACCACGAGACUUUCCCCUUGUCAUGUUUUGUUACUUUUCUACGACUGUGAUCCAUUUCUAACUCUUCCUCCUCCCUUCUCUCUCUCUUUCUCUCUCUCUCUCUCGGUCCUUAAACCCUGAUGUGUCUUCCCAGCUCAUUGGUGCUUUUUCCUUGUUUUUUUUGUCCCCCUUUCAUUGUCUGCGUUUCUAUUGGUUGAUCGGCCGGGUGUCGUCCCCCCCUGUAGCAAACAAACAGUGUGUCAAAGAAGCACUUGUGUGUUGCCAAAAAAUCCUUUCAAAGAACAUGUGCAUGACUUUCUAGUGGCUUUUACCAGGCUACAUACUGUAGGAGGAAAGAGCUGAAGAGUGCGUGAGCGUGCUUGAGAGUGUGUAUGUGUGGGAGCUUGAUGAGCAUGUGCGUGUGUGUGAGCGCGUGUGCCUGUAUAUACAUCAUUCUUGUAUAAUUAAUGUAUCACAGUGAAGCAUUUUAUCAACAUCAAACAGGGGGCCUCUUACACACAUCCCCUCAGACUGAUUUUGAACUCUUGACCAAUCCCAUUUUCACAUCAAGACCAAAAGCUCCGCCUCCUCCACCGUACCUCCACCUGCCACAAACAGUCAGAGAUGGAUCUGGUUGCAGUGGAGUUUGUCACAGCAGCAAAACUUUUGAACUCCAGAGCCAGAGAUCAUAUAAAACCUCAAAACUUUUCUGCAGCCCCCUGAGACCCUUGUACAUAUCGACCUCAAGUGUUCUGAUUGUCUUGUAUUGCUAUUGAAGUUCAAGUAAACGUGAAAUUAACGAA